Telopea speciosissima is the source of this 1008-nucleotide messenger RNA. RefSeq names its product MYB-like transcription factor EOBI. Gene Ontology annotation, cellular component: nucleus. Bases 34 to 975 code for a protein of 313 amino acids. Gene Ontology annotation, biological process: regulation of DNA-templated transcription. The record is from RefSeq and is a predicted model, not a curated record. The transcript is spliced from 3 exons. Gene Ontology annotation, molecular function: sequence-specific DNA binding; DNA-binding transcription factor activity. Lineage: Eukaryota; Viridiplantae; Streptophyta; Magnoliopsida; Proteales; Proteaceae.
CUCCCAAUCAAUCAAACUCUCCAUAUUCGAGAAAUGGACGUUAAUGGUAUACUUUGCAGCUCUGCAACUCAAAGUGACGAAGAUAUGAUGGACCUCAGGAGAGGUCCAUGGACUGUUGAAGAAGAUCUCAUACUCAUCAAUUACAUAGCUAAUCAUGGUGAAGGUCGCUGGAAUUCCCUCGCUCGUUACGCAGGUCUGAAAAGAACUGGGAAAAGCUGUAGAUUGAGAUGGUUAAACUACCUGCGACCAGAUGUUCGACGUGGAAACAUCACCCUUGAAGAACAACUAUUAAUCUUGGAACUUCAUUCUCGCUGGGGGAAUCGGUGGUCAAAAAUCGCUCAACACUUGCCUGGAAGAACAGAUAACGAGAUAAAGAAUUACUGGAGAACAAGAGUUCAGAAACACGCAAAACAACUCCAAUGUGACGUGAACAGCAAACGAUUCAAAGACACUAUGCGUUUAGUAUGGAUGCCAAGGUUGGUUGAGAGAAUCAGAGCAGCAGCGGCCUCAGCUUCUUCAACUUCGACCAACUCUACCAUCACUACUCAACACAUCACAAACAAUCCCAAGUUUCCUAACAAUUUCGUCACAGGACAGAUCUUGCCCACGUCGAGAAACGAAGAAUUUGGGGUUGUGGCACAGUUUAACCCAAGUUUCACACCGGAGGAGAAUUCCAGCAGCGGCGCCGCUUCUUCAGACUUGUUUGGAACUCAAGUUUCUCCGGUUUCAGACCUAACCACAGAUUACUACAACUUUCCGCCCACCAAUUGCAGUGAUGGAUUCCAAUCAGGAUCGAUGCAGGGCAGCUAUGCAGAUUGUUUAACUAGCCCAAUUGCGUACUUCAAUCAUGGGUUGGAUUUCCAAGCAAUUGAACAGAACAGCAGCAGCAGCAACAAUAAUGUCUGGUUAGAUGGUGGAGACGUAUCAGAGAAUUUGUGGAAUGGAGAUGACAUUUGGUUUUACAGCAGUAGCUAAUCACCAAGAAGGAUCUGAGUUUGGACGAUUUAG